Messenger RNA from Caenorhabditis elegans, 356 nucleotides. RefSeq names its product Small integral membrane protein 36 (gene T24F1.7). The record is from RefSeq and is marked reviewed. Lineage: Eukaryota; Metazoa; Nematoda; Chromadorea; Rhabditida; Rhabditidae.
AAGCUGCUGCUCUCCAGUUCAAGAAAUAUGCUCCUCUGAGAAAAAUGACCAGCGAACCGAUUAUUGACGAAUACGACGGUGGUCCGACGACAUGGGAACAGCUAGUUCCGGUGUGCAUUCUGACGGCUAUUCUACUUAUUUUACUUAUUGCCUGCCUCAAAGAAUGCCACUUCAAGUACAAUAGACGCAAGACUCCUGAACCUCCACGAGACCUUGGACCUCUUCCAAAAAUCACGGUGACCAAUGGUCGGACCGGCGAAGAGCGUGUCAUCCAAGAAUGAAGAAAAAUCUACGCAGAAAAAUAAAAUCUAAUUUAUUGUUAUUCCAAAUCUCGACUAAUGAAACGUUCAUUUAUU